UCUCGCUCUCUCUCUCUCUCUGGUGCAUUUUCCUCUUUGAAGCAGCUGAGCGUCCUUGAUUUAAGUCAUAACCUGUUGACUGAACUUUCAGACAAGGCUCUUAGUGGCAUCCAACAGCUACGCCAACUUGAUCUCAGUGCUAAUUUCAUUGCCAACUUGUCAGUCCACACUUUCCCAGGCAGUUUGCGCAUCCUCCACCUCAACCACAACAGGCUAAAGAGUGUGCCAGUUGCCACCUGCAAUUUGGUAAUGCUUUCCAGCCUUCAUCUAAGUAGCAACCCAAUCAGGGAGCUGACAGCUCUCUCCUUUGGAAGGAAACUUGGCUCCUUGAGGCAGCUGUUCUUAGAAAACCUGCCCCUGGAGAACCUUACCAGCUCAGCAUUUAAAAGGCUAUGCAGACUUGAGGUCCUGAGCUUGAGGAAUAGUAGCCUGGUAUCUCUGUUAUCUCUAAAGACGCUCUCUACUUUGUAUUUGACUGGUAACAAGUGGAGCUGUGACUGCAGCUUGAUCUGGCUUCGUACCUGGCAGAAAAAAGCAUCGAGAAAAGAUCGCAGCUCAGUGGAGUGCAGCUCACCAGUGGCUCUACAGGGACAACAGCUUGUGAAUAUCGAGUUACAGAAGCUGACACGUCCACCUUUUCAAACUGUUGUGGACACAAUCAGUCAUUCCUCCGCAAAUGUACAAAAGGCCACUACUCCAUUCACAAAAGAACCUUUGCCAAAGGCUGCUACUACACCUCCUACCACUGCUUUAAUUACCAGCAUGGUGACCACCACCACAGGACCAGCGAGCUACCACAGUGCCAUCGCAGGACCAACACGGCCUGAUAAACCUUAUAUACUAGAGAAAUAUGACCCCUGCCUCUCUGACCACAUUAAUAGCAGCAGCACACGGACAAAGGGCAACACUGCUCUGGUGGUUACUGGUCUUUCUAUGGAAAUCACAACCAGUUUGAAGUGCAGGGUCCAACCAAUCCGGUUCCAGUGGUACUAUAAUGAAGCUGCCUCAUCUUCUCAGAACCAAGGCGUUGCCCAGUCCAAGCUGACCUCAGAGUCCUCCUGUGAGAACUCGGAGAGUGACCAGCAUGUUUAUAUGACAGUAGCCAGCCAAUGGCCUGAAGAGGAGUUCAAUUUUUCCAGUCCAAAUUUGCCUUCUGCCAUCUGGAGUAAACCUGCAGGUCAUGUGUGCUUUGAAUACCUCACAUAUUUGGAGCUGGCUUAA
This is a messenger RNA of Varanus komodoensis (Komodo dragon), 1221 nucleotides long. RefSeq names its product nyctalopin-like. The record is from RefSeq and is a predicted model, not a curated record. Lineage: Eukaryota; Metazoa; Chordata; Lepidosauria; Squamata; Varanidae. The transcript is spliced from 4 exons. Gene Ontology annotation, molecular function: protein binding. The annotation marks the transcript as partial. Gene Ontology annotation, cellular component: extracellular matrix.